CAUCCUCAAACCCGGCUGCUCCGCGCUGGGCUCGGGAGGGGGGCGGCUGCGGGUGGAGGUGCGCUUCUGACAAGCCCGAAAGUCAUUUCCAACCUCAAGUGGACUUUGUUCCAACUAUUGGGGGCGUCGCUCCCCCUCUUCAUGGUCGCGGGCAAACUUCCUCCUCGGCGCCGCUUCUAAUGGAGCCCCACCUGCUCGGGCUGCUCCUCGGCCUCCUGCUCGGUGGCACCAGGGUCCUCGCCGGCUACCCAAUUUGGUGGUCACUGGCCCUGGGCCAGCAGUACACAUCUCUGGGCUCACAGCCCCUGCUCUGCGGCUCCAUCCCAGGCCUGGUCCCCAAGCAACUGCGCUUCUGCCGCAAUUACAUCGAGAUCAUGCCCAGCGUGGCCGAGGGUGUGAAGCUGGGCAUCCAGGAGUGCCAGCACCAGUUCCGGGGCCGCCGCUGGAACUGUACCACCAUAGAUGACAGCCUAGCCAUCUUCGGGCCCGUCUUAGACAAAGCCACCCGCGAGUCGGCCUUCGUGCAUGCCAUCGCCUCGGCCGGCGUGGCCUUCGCCGUCACGCGCUCCUGCGCCGAGGGCACCUCCACCAUCUGCGGCUGCGAUUCUCAUCAUAAGGGGCCACCCGGAGAAGGCUGGAAGUGGGGCGGCUGCAGCGAGGACGCCGAUUUCGGGGUGCUAGUGUCCCGGGAGUUCGCAGACGCUCGUGAGAACAGGCCAGAUGCGCGCUCCGCAAUGAACAAACACAACAACGAGGCAGGCCGCACGACCAUCCUGGAUCACAUGCACCUCAAGUGCAAGUGCCAUGGACUGUCGGGCAGCUGCGAGGUGAAGACCUGCUGGUGGGCCCAGCCUGACUUCCGUGCUAUCGGGGAUUUCCUCAAGGACAAGUACGACAGCGCCUCAGAGAUGGUGGUGGAGAAGCACCGGGAGUCCCGAGGCUGGGUGGAGACUCUCCGGGCCAAGUACGCGCUCUUCAAGCCACCUACCGAGAGGGACCUGGUCUACUAUGAGAACUCCCCCAACUUUUGUGAACCCAACCCGGAGACGGGCUCCUUUGGCACCAGGGACCGGACUUGCAAUGUCACCUCCCAUGGCAUUGAUGGUUGCGAUCUGCUUUGCUGUGGCCGAGGCCAUAACACGAGGACGGAGAAGCGGAAGGAGAAGUGCCACUGCAUCUUCCACUGGUGCUGCUACGUCAGCUGCCAGGAGUGCAUCCGCAUCUACGAUGUGCACACCUGCAAGUAGAGAGCCAGGACACUGGGAAGGGGUAAAGUGUGCGGCUGGGCGGAUUCACUGAAGUCCCACGGGAAGCAGGACCUAGAGCCAGCCAACCCUUGGCAUCCGCCAGCAAGGAGCACGGACUGUUGCCAGCUGCACCUGGGAAGUGACUGGACCCCGCCAGCCUGCUGAUGGGAGGCGCUCCCCCCUCCCAUCCUCACGUUUCUCACCCUGCUCUGGACGGUGUGUGGUUUUUUUUUUACAGAGGGGCUUUCUUUUUAGUUCUCCAGGGUCUGGUAGGAACAGACCCGAGGCUUACCUUUGCACAUGUUAAAGAAAAUAAAAAUGAAAAAAAAAAAAUCUACUCCGACAGAACAGGCUGGGCUAAUGCGAGCUCUCGGCCU
Molecule: messenger RNA, 1624 nt
Organism: Sciurus carolinensis (gray squirrel)
Lineage: Eukaryota; Metazoa; Chordata; Mammalia; Rodentia; Sciuridae
Gene: Wnt3
Product: Wnt family member 3
Exons: 5
Coding region: 180-1247 (355 amino acids)
Biological process (GO): neuron differentiation; multicellular organism development; cell fate commitment
Cellular component (GO): extracellular region
Molecular function (GO): frizzled binding; cytokine activity
Source: RefSeq, a predicted model, not a curated record